Messenger RNA from Drosophila kikkawai, 495 nucleotides. RefSeq names its product 2-methylisoborneol synthase. NCBI's taxonomy places the organism in Eukaryota, Metazoa, Arthropoda, Insecta, Diptera, Drosophilidae. The record is from RefSeq and is a predicted model, not a curated record.
UCCAAGAUGUGUUCCAAACUCACCCUGCUCCUGGGCCUGGUGGCUCUCAUUGCAGCUGCCUACGCUGUGGAUGAUCCCACUUCUCCAACCUCUCCAACUUCGCCAACAUCUCCGACUUCGCCCACUGAUCCUUCUUCACCCACUUCGCCUACUUCUCCCACUUCACCAACUUCUCCCACCUCACCAACUUCUCCUACUUCACCAACUUCGCCGACCUCACCAACUGCACCCACUUCGCCCACCGAUGCCGCUGCUGCUGCCACGACAACGACCGUUGCCCCCACCACAGUUGCCACGACCACCACGAGGAACCGUCGUCGCAGGAUUCGCAGGCGUUGGAUCCGUAGGCGCAGAAACAAUGGCAAUCGCUGGGGGCGCAGGAGGUUCAACCGUGGUCGUAGGAUCCGCGAGGUAAACUUUGGCGGUCGCAGAUUCCGCGAGGGAGGAUUCCGUGAAGGUGGAUUCCGUGAGCGCAGGAUCGAGCGCAUCUUCUAA